GCCCUCUGCCGGGCCGAGCCCGAGACGCCGCUCCCUCCAAGGGCGACCCCAGGGACUCCGGCAGCGAGCGCCGGCAGGAGGAGCCGGAGGCAGGGCUAGGCGACGGACACCCGGUCCCCGAGCCAGGUCCUUGGGCCAGAGCUUUUUCCAUGCAGAGGCUCUUUCGAUGGACGUCUCCCCGCGGGCUUCUUAGACGGACCGCCGUCUCCUAAAGGUCGACCAUGGUGGCCGGGACCCGCUGUCUUCUAGCGUUGCUGCUUCCCCAGGUCCUCCUGGGCGGCGCGGCCGGCCUCCUCCCGGAGCUGGGCCGCAGGAAGUUCGCGGCGGCAGCGGCGGCAGCGGCGGCAGCGGCGGGUCGCCCCUCAUCCCAACCCUCGGACGACAUCCUGAGCGAGUUCGAGCUGCGGUUGCUCAGCAUGUUCGGCCUGAAGCAGAGACCCACCCCCAGCAGGGACGCCGUGGUACCCCCCUACAUGCUGGACCUGUACCGCCGGCACUCGGGCCAGCCUGGCGCGCCCGCCCCGGACCACCGACUGGAGCGGGCUGCCAGCCGCGCCAACACGGUGCGCAGCUUCCAUCACGAAGAAUCUUUGGAAGACCUGCCAGAAACAAGUGGGAAAACAACUCGGCGAUUCUUCUUUAAUUUAACUUCUAUUCCCCCUGAGGAGUUUAUCACCUCGGCGGAGCUUCAGGUUUUCCGAGAACAGAUGCAGGAAGCUUUGGGCAACAAUAACACUUUCCAUCACCGAAUUAAUAUUUAUGAAAUUAUCAAACCCGCAACAGCCAACUCGAAAUUCCCCACCAGCAGACUGCUGGACACCAGGCUGGUCAAUGGGAACACCAGCCAAUGGGAGAGCUUUGACGUCACCCCUGCCGUGAUGCGCUGGACAGCUCAGGGACAGGCCAACCACGGGUUCGUGGUGGAAGUGACUCACUCGGAGGAGAAGCCAGGUGUCUCCGAGAGACACGUGAGGAUUAGCAGGUCUUUGCACCCAGACGAACACAGCUGGUCGCAGAUCCGGCCUCUGCUGGUAACUUUUGGCCAUGAUGGGAAGGGACACCCCCUGCACAAAAGAGAAAAGCGUCAAGCAAAACAUAAGCAGCGGAAACGCCUCAAAUCCAGCUGUAAGAGACACCCUUUGUAUGUGGACUUCAGUGACGUGGGGUGGAAUGACUGGAUUGUGGCCCCUCCGGGCUACCACGCCUUUUAUUGCCACGGGGAGUGUCCCUUUCCCCUAGCUGAUCACCUAAACUCCACUAAUCAUGCCAUUGUUCAGACUUUGGUCAACUCCGUGAACUCCAAGAUUCCCAAGGCGUGUUGUGUCCCGACCGAACUCAGCGCCAUCUCCAUGCUAUACCUUGAUGAAAAUGAAAAGGUUGUAUUAAAGAACUAUCAGGACAUGGUUGUGGAGGGUUGUGGGUGUCGCUAGCACAGCAGGAUUUAAAUAAAUAAAUAUAUUAUAUAUAUAUAUAUAUAUAUUUUAGGAAAAAAAGCAAAAACAAACCGAGAAAAAUACACAAAAAGACAAAAAAACAAAACCAGUUGACACUUUAAUAUUUCCCAAUGAAGACUUUAUUUAUGGAAUGGAAUGAAAAAAAACACAGCUAUUUUGCAAAUAUAUUUAUAUCUACAAAAAGAAGUUGGGAAAACAAAUAUUUUAAUCAGAGAAUUAUUCCUUAAAGAUUUAAAAUGUAUUUAGUUGUACAUUUUAUAUGGGUUCAACCCCAGCACAUGAAGUAUAAUGGUCAGAUUUAUUUUGUAUUUAUUUACUAUUAUAACCACUUUUUAGGAAAAAUAGCUAAUUUGUAUUUAUAUGUAAUCAAAAGAAAUAUCAGGUUUGUAUAUAAUUUUCCAAAAUUGUAGUUGUGUUCAGUUGUGUGUAUUUAAGAUGAGAAGUCUACAUGGAAGGUUACUCUGCAAAGUGCUUAGCACAUUUGCUUUUUUGCAGCGCUACUGUUAAGUUCACAAGUUCAAGUUCACACACACACAAAAAUGGAUAAUCCACUCUGCUGACUUUCAAGAUUAUUAUAUUAUUCAAUUCUCAGGAAUGUUGUAGAGUGGUUGUCCAAUCCAUGAGAACUUGCGUCCUUAUUAGGCGGCAUAUUUGGAAAAGAAUCAGACAUUACUGAUCUAAUAUGGAAACCCUGCCCCCCCCCAACCCCUUCAUUUACACAAAGAGUAAAACAGGACCAAUGGAAGUAAUUCGGAAAACGAAGACCCUGCAGGAAAGUGAAUGAUGGUUUGUUGUUCUUUCCUAAACUAGUGAUCCCUUUGAAGGGACUGACCUGGCCAAAAUAUUCAAUAAAACAUAAGAUUUCUUCAUUAUUGAUAUUGUGGUCAUGUAUAUCUAAAGUUGAUUUCUUGUGGCCCUUGGCAGGAGUUUCCAACUGGUUUAUAUUU
Molecule: messenger RNA, 2401 nt
Organism: Ochotona princeps (American pika)
Lineage: Eukaryota; Metazoa; Chordata; Mammalia; Lagomorpha; Ochotonidae
Gene: BMP2
Product: bone morphogenetic protein 2
Exons: 3
Coding region: 222-1430 (402 amino acids)
Biological process (GO): SMAD protein signal transduction; BMP signaling pathway; negative regulation of transcription by RNA polymerase II
Cellular component (GO): extracellular region
Molecular function (GO): BMP receptor binding; growth factor activity; cytokine activity
Source: RefSeq, a predicted model, not a curated record